UUCCUGCAUUGUCAAAUGUCAGGCUUGCUGUGCUUUCGGCGUUUUGCCAGUAGAAUAAACGGGAGUCUGAAAGUUCAUUUGAAAGCUCAUAGUUAAUGAUUAGGUUGUGAGUUAUCUUGGCCCAAGAAAAUCACGCUAGAACCACAGCGUUUCUAAACGUACUGUACUGUCGACGUUGCUGCCACCGUGUUAUCUAUAUUGUGAGGAGGACAGUGACAGUAUCCAAUGGGCCAGGCUGUCCUCCAGCUAUGCUGCUAUAGUUGGCCCUCCUUCCCUUUGGCAUCACUCCUACAUGACUGAACCUUGUUUGCCUGUCCUACAGUACAGAUGAACAUGGACAUGCACCAUGAUCACCACGACCACGGCACCAUGGCUCCUCCCACGGGGACAGACUCCCAUGGGGAUGGAGCAGUACACAGUGCAGGAGGAAUGAUGAUGAUGCAAAUGACCUUCUACUUUGGCUACACAAACGUGGAGCUGCUGUUUGCCGGUCUUGUCAUCAACACACCUGGAGAGAUGGCAGGGGCCUGCAUUGGUUGUUUCCUGCUGGCUGUGCUCUACGAGGGGCUGAAGAUCGGCAGGGAGUUCCUGUUGAGGAGGAACCAGGUCAACGUGCGCUAUAACUCCAUGCCUGUCCCAGGAGCAGACGGUACCAUGCUCAUGGAGACCCACAAGACUGUAGGCCAGCGGAUGCUGAGUCUGUCCCACUUGCUGCAGACGGUGUUACACAUCAUCCAGGUGAUGGUCAGCUACUUCCUUAUGUUGGUCUUCAUGACCUACAACGCUUACCUGUGUAUCGCCGUGGCAGCGGGGGCCGGGGUGGGAUACUUCUUAUUCAGCUGGAAAAAGGCUGUGGUUGUUGACAUUACCGAACACUGUCACUGACACCCCCAUCUGGUCUAUUCAUCCUACCACACACGUAAAACACACACACAGGCAUUCUCCUUUCAAUCCCCAUCAUCAUGCAUCGUUUUUUUGUUUGUUGCAUGUAUCACAUUUGGACAGUUCACUUUGUCACACUAAAGCUUGAUGGUAAAUCUGAAUUAUGACCAUGAGCUUUUACAUUUGUGACCGUCUGUCCUAUUGGUAGCGCUAAGACUACCCAUGUCACCGUAACGCAAUGUUUGUAAUUCCACAUUCUUACGCCUCCUGUCUCAAUCUCCACGUCUCUGUCAAAAGAGCUGAACGUUCACUCUUCCCCCAGUCGUGCCAUUCUCAAUCAGUAUUCACUCUUCCCCCAGUCGUGCCAUUCUCAAUCAGUAUUCACUCUUCCCCCAGUCGUGCCAUUCUCAAUCAGUAUUUUUAUCAUUUGCGACAUUUACAACCACUUUCUCCUUGAAGAACAGUGUGCUGGUACAAGCAGGGAGUAGUUAUAUGAAUAGGGCCUAUAGUAUCUCCUGACCAGGGAACAAUGCUGGGCCCUAGUUGAAGCAUUCUGAAGCCAAGUCCUCUGCAUUUCAUCUGACUGUCCGAUGGGGGUCAUACAUAAUCAGUGUCUCACAUCGGGUGUCAAAGGUCAUACUUGAGAUUGGCUGUAUAACUGAGCCUUAGUAAACCCUUUGCCUUAAAGGAGGAAAACAUGUGACAGCCUAGGCCAACUGUAGACAGGACCCAUAGUCUACUGAUAAGUGUUUUAAAGAAGUUUGUCCCGUGAUCAUUGUCAUAUAAUCACGUGAUUAUAUGACAACCCUUAAAACCAUCAUGAUACACACUGCUAUGCAAUGUUCAAUUUUGGAUUAUUAAUUUAAAAAACUCAGUAUUUACAAAUAACUCUUCACUUAAGAGUAGGCUUGAUCUAACCCAUAAAUGUACAAUAACAAUUGGCUCUUGCACAUUAAGAAGCCAAUGUAAAUAGAAAUAUAUGUACAAGUCAAACAAACCUACUGCUAGUAUCACCUACUGCUAGUAUCACCUACUGCUAGUAUCACCUACUGCUAGUAUCACCUCCAACGAAGAUUAUUUUACAUCUAAAUUAAAGUGUCUGCCUUUCUAAAUCUUCACUAUCAUAAAUUGUUGCUGGCCAAAUCUUUAAUUUGCUUGUUUCAAGAAACGAAUUAAUGUUGAACAGAUUACUGGGUCUAAUCUGAGUACAUAAGGAGGUCCCUAAAAACCUCAACCUAAAAAGGGUUAACUUUAUCACUUCAUGAAGUGGGAUUCCCCACUAUAAUUUGGGAGUAACUUUUGGUGUGUUUAUUCAAUAGGCUUAAAGUCGCACAUGUCAACACAACAUGGAUACUAGUGUCCUUAUUGGAGCAAGUGCUCAGGUCCCAAGGACAAGCAGAUAACUCUGGGAAAGUAAGAGGCUGGAUCCAGUGCUUUCUCAGACUGGCCUAGUAACACAUGAUUUCUGCACUACUCUGUGACCCAUCGGUGCUUAGGCCACACACUACAGACAGAAGGGUGAUUUCUAUGAAGUAGAACCUAAAAGAGAAAAUAUUUCCCUUUUAGGUAUGUCUUUUUAGUUUGUUAAUGGUUUACUUUUUUUUAGAUAAAUGACUGUAGUAAAUGUUUAUCAGUUGCCUGAGUGACAUUGUGUUGUGCCUGGCUUGGGGAUCAAAUUCCUAGUUGCUAUAACUGGAUUUAACAGCCACGUGUUCUCAUUACAUUACAAUAAAGCCAGGGACAUUAGUAUAUACUUGAACAUAACUGUUUCUGCUUUACCAUGUGGGAUCAAUGUAUAAAGAGGAUAUAUUAGUCUACUGUACAAAUGGAGUGUUGAAGUAAAUUGGCCAAAAACAAGUGGGAAUCUGACCACCACUCCAGCCCAGCAUCGGUGUGAACAUGUCUGUAUAGUUCUACAUAUUUAUAGUGUUGUAAUCUUUUUAGAGAAAACAAGUAAUAAAUUGUAUCAUUCAAGAAGUGUAUUUGUUAGAUUCUGUUGCAGCCUCCUGUCCUUGACAUAAUGCAGCAUCGAAGGCAAAUAAAAGGACAAGCAAACCA
Molecule: messenger RNA, 2940 nt
Organism: Oncorhynchus kisutch (coho salmon)
Lineage: Eukaryota; Metazoa; Chordata; Actinopteri; Salmoniformes; Salmonidae
Gene: slc31a1
Product: solute carrier family 31 member 1
Exons: 6
Coding region: 328-885 (185 amino acids)
Biological process (GO): copper ion transmembrane transport
Cellular component (GO): membrane
Molecular function (GO): copper ion transmembrane transporter activity
Source: RefSeq, a predicted model, not a curated record